UUGUCCUCUUGGGUCCCCGCGCGCCCCCUGCCUGGGACUCGAGAGCCCCUGGGGGACGCAGACGCGGGUUUAAACCCAGGACCUCUCCAGCUGUGGAACUCCGGGCACCUCACCUCGCCGCACCUGCCUCAGUUUCCCCUUUGGGCACUGGGCACCGAGUCCCCGCGGCGCGCCCAGCCAGCGGCGCAGCGGGUUGGAAUCCACGAGGUUGUUUACAUCCUGAGGACAGCGCCCCCCUCCACCCCCGCUCCCCACUUCCUGCCCAGCUUCAAACUCGCGGGGCCGCGCGUCUGUGUAAACACGUUCGCCCGCGGAGGCGGCGGCUGGUUUGUUUCGGCGCCGGGACCAGGAGGGGAUGCUGUCUGCUCCCCGAAGACGGGCCGGCCGGCGGGGACAGCGGCUGUGCCCACCGCAGGCUCCGGGACCAGGUGUGUGAGGAGCAGCGCUGCGAGGAGGAAGUCUUCCCGCUGGCCAUGAACUACCUGGAUCGCUACCUGUCCUGCGUCCCCACCCGAAAGGCGCAGUUGCAGCUGCUGGGCGCGGUCUGCAUGCUGCUGGCCUCCAAGCUGCGCGAGACCACGCCCCUGACCAUCGAAAAGCUCUGCAUCUACACGGACCACGCCGUGUCUCCCCGCCAGAUGCGGGAGUGGGAGGUGCUGGUCCUGGGGAAGCUCAAGUGGGACCUGGCGGCUGUAAUCGCGCAUGAUUUCCUGGCCCUGAUUCUGCACCGGCUCUCUCUGCCCAGUGACCGACAGGCCUUGGUCAAAAAGCACGCCCAGACCUUUUUGGCCCUCUGUGCCACAGAUUACACCUUUGCCAUGUACCCGCCAUCCAUGAUUGCGACAGGCAGCAUCGGGGCUGCGGUGCAAGGCCUGGGCGCCUGCUCCACAUCCGGCGAUGAGCUCACGGAGCUGCUGGCGGGCAUCACAGGCACCGAGGUGGACUGCCUACGGGCCUGCCAGGAGCAGAUCGAAGCUGCGCUCAGGGAGAGCCUGCAGGAGGCCUCCCAGACUGCCCCCAGCCCAGCGCCCAAAGCCCCCCGGGGCUCCAGCAGCCAGGGGCCCAGCCAGACCAGCACGCCCACAGAUGUCACUGCCAUCCAGCUGUAGCCCCGGACAGGCCCCCAGCGGCCGCCACGCAGAGGAAGGGCUGCCGCCACCCCUCCCUAACUCUGGAACAAUCCUUGCCACAUCUGAAGACCGAGGGACCAGGUCUUGCCUUCCCUGCCUGCCGUAUGGGGCCCCCAGCCAAGCAGGCAUCCGGGCGUCUGGCUGCUCUUCCUGCGUCUGACCACCUCUGCUCCUUCCUGGCUCUGGCCAGGGCUGGGCCACGCUGGUCAGAUGGGAUGGGAACGGGGGACUCCCUGCACCAGCAUCUUUUAGAAGCCACAUCCUUGGUGCUCUCAUUCUUAACUAAAAUGCUUUGGUGCCUUCUAAGGUGUCCCCCUCCUGGGGUUACUGUUCGGAUGGGUGCCAGGGUACCCUGCUGCUCCUAGAGGGAAGGCUAGCCUGGGCCAGAGUUCUUGCUUUGCUUUCUGCUCAGCUUCUCCUGUGCUUGGGGUCUGGUGCUGAAGUGGCUGUUUUAAUUUAUUACUGCUCCGAGUACAACUGUAAGGGGUGCAGUGGGCAUGCCUGCCCCACAGGCGCCGGAGCCCUGGCGGUUGCUGCUGCUUCUCUCCCCCACUGCUGCCGGCUACAGAAGCUUUGUGGCCCAGGAGCUGCUACAGCCUGGGGCAGGGUCGAGCCCUCCUCUCCCUCAGCCCUGUCCCUUCCUCCAGCAGGAAGUAUGGGCAGGGACUCUGGAGGUGGCCAGGCCCCCACUGGAGAGGGAGGCAAGCUCUGCAGACACAGGCCUUUCCUAACCAAUGCCACAAGGUUCAGGCUGGUGGCCUGGGACAACUAUGCUGCCUUAAUAAAUAUUCUGGAAGAAAAUCGCCUUUGGCUUCUGGGAUUUCACGGUGCUGUGAAUAAAGCCUA
Fukomys damarensis (Damara mole-rat) is the source of this 1976-nucleotide messenger RNA. RefSeq names its product cyclin D3 (gene Ccnd3). Gene Ontology annotation, molecular function: cyclin-dependent protein serine/threonine kinase regulator activity. Gene Ontology annotation, cellular component: cyclin-dependent protein kinase holoenzyme complex; nucleus; cytoplasm. Gene Ontology annotation, biological process: mitotic cell cycle phase transition; positive regulation of G1/S transition of mitotic cell cycle; regulation of cyclin-dependent protein serine/threonine kinase activity. The record is from RefSeq and is a predicted model, not a curated record. The transcript has 5 exons. Lineage: Eukaryota; Metazoa; Chordata; Mammalia; Rodentia; Bathyergidae. The coding region runs from base 474 to 1109 and encodes 211 amino acids.